Molecule: messenger RNA, 3062 nt
Organism: Polyodon spathula (Mississippi paddlefish)
Lineage: Eukaryota; Metazoa; Chordata; Actinopteri; Acipenseriformes; Polyodontidae
Exons: 17
Coding region: 765-3062 (765 amino acids)
Biological process (GO): prevention of polyspermy; binding of sperm to zona pellucida
Cellular component (GO): egg coat
Molecular function (GO): structural constituent of egg coat; acrosin binding
Source: RefSeq, a predicted model, not a curated record
CACUAAUGCAUGGGUUUUUAGUAAUGAUUAGGCGCACUAAUGCAUGGGUUUUUAGUAAUGAUUAGGUACAGUAAUGCAUGGGUUUUUAGUAAUGAUUAGGUACAGUAAUGCAUGGGUUUUUAGUAAUGAUUAGGUACAGUAAUGUAUGGGUUUUUAGUAAUGAUUAGGUGCACUAAUGCAUGGGUUUUAAGUAAAUAUUGAACAUGUUAACUAAAAGUAAUUGUACUAGAGGCGUGCGUCUUACCAGCUAAGCAUCCAUCGCAGGCAAUGGAUGGAUUAGGAGUGGGUGAGAGGAGGCUGGUGACCUGAACCUAGUAUCAGGGUGCUAGUCCCCUGCAGAAUCAGCGCUGUGUUUUGUGAAGGUGUGCAAUAGGGGCGUGUGAGUCCGGGUUCGGGUUCGGGUGCUGCCAGGGUGCUUGCAGGCACAGUGUCCACGCGCAGAUGGGAUAGUGCAUCGAUUUCCACAAAGGCUGUGAAAAUAUGAACAACUGUGCAGCUUCACAUUAAACUUGGCGUUAAAAAGUCUUGGUGUGAGAGUUUAGCAUUCCGAAACAAACAAACAAACAAACAAACAAACGCGUGAGAAUGAUGGCAGCAAACGAUUGGCCCGUCAAUUAAGCGCUCGCUGUCUCCACACAGCUUAUAAACACCCCGAGGGCAGUGAGCGAGUAUACAGCCUGACUCUCCGGGACUGUAGCGACAAGUGGCUGCGGAACAAACAAACAAACAAACAAACAAACAAACAAACAAACAAACAAACAGUGAUGUGUUGGAGCGGGCAGAUGACUCUGCCGCCUUGCUUACUUCUGGCGUGCUUGCUGCUUGGAUUCGGCCAGGCUGCCUUCUCCUGGACCGGGGAGAACCCGCCGCUGCAACCAGAGAAUGCGGCUCCCGACCUCGACUCCUUCUUCGCUAACGGCCCAAGCGAGGACGAUGACGGCGGCGAGACUGCCUCCGUCGGUCCGGCCCUUAAACCGGAGCAACCCCGAUUAACCUGCUACGAGGAUAGGAUGACCCUCAAAUUACCGGGCAACGGCGUGAAUGCGCUCAGUGUGAGAGUGAAGAAUCGCCUUGUCCCAGUCACGAGCCUGGUUGGGUUUUGCAAGUACAGCGUGACGUUUAGUGGGGACUACAGCUUGUUUACAGCCUCCUUCAAGGGCUGCAGCGUGAAGAUCCGGGAAAUAGAUGGGAUCCUCUCCUUUGUGCUCACUGUGUUCUCAAGGACGGGGGGUGCAGGGCUGGUGAUGAGGUGUCCAGAGAACACCCCCAAAGUUCUUCCCAAUGCAGCCUGUGGGGUCACCACUGUAACCUUUGAACUGCCAGAGGGACCCCUAGAGGAGGUCACAAUCACAAACCUGUCUGGUUUGGAGAUGCUGAUCAACGAUGCCCCAGAUGAAUGUGCUUUCUACCUGAUGAAGGGAGAUGGGAUGAAUGUGCUCACAAUCCCUUACUAUGCCAAGGAUGAAGGCUGCCCUCUCCUAACACAGAACAAUACCCUGGUGUUCCCUGUGACGUACAAGGAUGUGGAGGGACGACCAGGCUCCAUAGAGCAGAGGUGUCUCCCAUUCGAACCCCCAGCUAUCUGUGGCCCCACCAGCAUGAGUACAGAUCUGCCAGAGGGGCCACUAGACCAGGUCUUCAUCCUGGAUGGGAAGAACAGUCUGGUUGCUGUGAAGGCUAAUGGCAGCUGUGGCUAUCGGCUGGUCCAGGGGAUUGGGAAGAAUUACUUCAUGGCUCCGUACAAUGCUUGUGAUGUGUUGAAACAGAACAUUGACAGCCAUGUCUACUACUCGCUGUUGGUUUCGUUCUCUGGUAUAAACAAGGUGACUCGCUUGAGGCAUAUGAAGUGCCGUGUCCUGGCUAAGCGCGAGAUCCUCCCUCCUCCCUCUCUCCCUCCCCACCCUGCUGCCGUCUCGGUCUCCUGCAGCGAGGGGUGCAUGACUGUGCUGCUGCCUGCCGGUCCCCUCGAUCUGGUCAAAGUCAAGGAUGACUCCAAUAAUCUGGUUGAGGUGCAGUCUGCACCAAGUGCCUGCGGCUACACUCUAGAGGAGAAGGAUGAAAAGACAGUCUUUACAGUGUCUUACACAGCCUGCCAUGUCAAGACCUUGAAUAACUUUUAUGUCCUGACUGUGCUCUUCACACUCUACUCGGGAGUGAUGAGGGAGGUGACGGUAUCUUCCUGCCCUGUACCCCCAAAUCUCAUCCCCAGAGAAGGCUGUAUGAUCCCAGCUGAGCAGCAGCUUCCCUGUGGCCCCUCUAAGAUCUCUCCAGCACAGUGCCGGGCUAGAGGCUGCUGCAUGAACUCCAGAACCUCCCGCUGCUUCUAUCCUCUAGAGAUGUGCACAGCAGACAAGCACUUUGUAUUUGCUGUUUACCGCAAGUCUUUCAAUACUGAGAUCAACACUGCCAGUCUGGCGAUCGCUGGGGACCAGUCCUGCCUCCCAGUUCUCUGCACUCCAGACUAUGCUAUCUUCAAAUUCCCAGUCACUGGCUGUGGGACCCGCACUUUUGUUGUAGGGGAGACUACAGUCUACCUGGCUGAGGUGCAGAGCUUGAUCCAACAAAGACAUUGGAGCUAUGGGAUCAUAACCAGCGACAGCCCCUCCAGUCUCAUUGUGGAAUGUCGUUAUUCUAAGAAGAACUUGGCCAGCACUGGGUUCCUGGUAAAGACCCCCACAGCCUUCCACCCCGCCCCUCACCUGGGGUUGUUCGAGGUGCAGUUACAGAUUGCUAAAGAUGGGACCUUCUCCCAGUUCUACCCCUCCUCCAGCCUGCCCCUGAGUCUCCUCCUGGGAAGCAGAGUUUACCUUGAGCUGAGUCUGAUCAACCCCACUGACCCCAGCCUGGUUCUGCUGGUGCACUACUGCAUUGCAUACCCUCACUCCUCCAGCGCUGUGUGGGUGCUGCUGUACCAGGGUUGUCUGAAUGUCCUGGAUUAUGGCAGCUCUGCUACACUGCAUGUCCACGACCAGCCCCCCAACUCCAAACUCAGACGACGCUUCAGUCUCCGAACAUUCCAGUUCCUGAGCAGUGGGCUAGCCCUGGAUGAGGAGUGGAGUUGA